UGACUUGCUAACAGCGUGUUCUGCAAUGUCGUGUGUUGUACGGUGGCAACCAGCAAAAGACUAUGUGCCUUCCCAAUCUGCUGUGUCUGGAUUAUCUGGAGCAAAAAAACUCUCUUUAUCACUGGGAGAUCUGACAAAGGAUAAAAUGAAGUCUCGAAAAAUAGGUGUUACCCUAGGAACUUAUAUCAUUACUUCCAGUAAGAAAAUAAAAGGCCGUGCUCCUCCUCCACCAAUACACUGUACUUCCAAACCACGGAUGGAACAUAUGUCAUCUUCAGACUCCGAUGGCACUGGAAACCAAAGUACAGAGGAAUCUAAAGAAAAUGUUCUGCAUAGAAAGGUGGAUCUUACAAUAUGUUUUCCAGAUGGCCAGCAAAAAGCAGUCACUGUGGAUGGAAGUAAAGCAGUGAUGGAUUUCUUAGUGGACCUGUGCAGCCAACACCACUUGAAUCCUGCUCAGCAUACUCUAGAGGUGCGCUCUGGUUCAUCACAGCAACCCUUGACUUUAAGGCCAAACACUCUCAUUGGAACUUUGGAUGUACAAACAGUGUUUCUGAAGGAGAAAGUCACAGAAGUUAAAGUCCGAAAACCACCCCCCAAGAUUCCUGAGAAAACUGUGCGACUUGUUGUGAACUUCCUUGGUACCCAGAAAGCAGUUGUAAGAGUGAAUCCUGCAGUGCCUUUGCGGAACAUCCUUCCAGCUGUGUGUGAGAAGUGUGAAUUUAAUCAGGAAAAUGUCACUUUAUUACGAGAUGCAUUCAGCAAAGAAGAGCUUGACAUGUCACAGUCAUUGAAUGACCUGGGUAUUAAAGAGCUUUAUGCCUGGAACAGCAAAAUAGAAAAGAAUCGGAAUCUUUCAUCCGGCAGUGACACAACAGACAAAGAGAAAAAAGGAAUAUUUGGGUUUUUAAGGAGCUUUAAGAAAGGAAACAAGAAUGAGGGAAGCAUAGGAAAUUUGGAUGGCGAUGAUUAUGAGGAGGUUUUCAGAACUGCAUCUACUAGUGGAAACAGGUGUGAGGGCUUUUUAACUGCUCCAAGCUCCCCUACUGUGAAUUCACGUUCUGCCACCCUGGGUGCAUCACUUUCACUUAGCAAUAUUUCUGGCAUUGGUGCUGGAACUGAGAUGAAGAAGCGCAAAGCGCCUCCACCUCCAAAAUCACCUGCCGAGGAGAAUGCUGCUGCGAAAACUCCAGAAGCCCAGACAGCAGAGCCGGUUUACACCACAGUUAAAAAGGAAAAGCAGAAAACAAAAAGAAAGGCCCCACCUCCGCCAACUCUUCAAAUGCCAAAUGAGAAAACUGAAGAUUUGGAGAACAGAAGCUCCACAGCCCAACAUGAAGGCAUAUGCCAUAACUUGUGCUUAGUGUCGGACUGUGGCAUAAAGGGCCCACCGUGGGAAUGCAGUGGUAAUGGACGACAGGUACCACAAAAACCUCCAAGAGGAACCUCCCGAAGUCCACCCCAAUUAAUUAUUCCCCCACCACCUCCCUACCCUCCACCUGAUAAUGAUAUAACGGACCCUCCUGUCUUUGAAAAUGGAGCUACUGUAACAGGACCAACCAGACCUAUACCUGCUAAACGUGGGAAACACUUAAGUCGCUGGAGCAGAGUUUCAUCGGAGGAAGUUUCGACGACUGAUGAUGCUGGAUCUGUAAAUAGCUACACAGAAGAUUCAGGCAUUGUGAGCUCUCCAUCGGACAAUGUCUCUAUAGAUUUGCAAAAUAAUGGCACAAAAAGGAGAGAAAACAACAACAAGGGUACUGAGGCAGAUGAAACUUACACAGUAUAUCUGCAACCUAACAGAGCUGAGUCCUUUACCAGUGAAGACUCAUUGAGCUUACAUACAAGUUCUGUCAUAGCAGACGAUGAAGUGAGCUUAGUCAGAAAUGGAGAAGAAGAUCAUUUUAUUGCAGCACAGUUCCAAGAGACAUUGGCGGAGCUGGAUGAAGAUUCAGAAGAUCUAGAUGAUGGAGACAAUGAUGACAGCAAUCUUAUCAGCUCUCAAUCAAGUACUGUAAGUGAGGAAAGCAAUCCAUAUCAAGACUUCAGAGAACAUGGUGCUUCUGUUCCUGUCACCAUUAUAGAUGAGGUUCCUGAGAUUCCCAACUAUAGUUUAAAAUCACACAUCAUUCCACCUGCAAAAGAAUACAAUGCGAUCCAACAAACUUCUGUUGUGGGUAACACAAAGAAUAAUUAUGUCUCUGAUGGAGAGAGUAUAGCAAGGAAAACAAAUGUAACAGCCAAUAACACUCUCCCACCUGGUUCACACAUAAAGAAAUCCAGCAUGGACAGUUCUAAAUUGUCUGCAGAAAACUUUAGAUCAAGUACAUCUAAACAUGAUUAUAGCACCAAUGCAUCCUACAAGCAAAAUAAUACAAAGGAAAAUUCAUCACUAAAACAGUCCAUGUCAGCUCCCACUAUCAAAGCAUCAAAUCCAGUAAGACCAGUUAAAGACAGAGCUGACGUAAUGCCUGACCAUAAACAGAAAGUGGAAAUCAAAGACAGUCAUGGUGCACAACACAACAUGAUUAAAGUGAUAGAGCCAGCUAAACCAACUCUGUGGCGACAGCAGACAUAUGAACCAAAAGUGGGUAUGACUACGUUUACAGUUGUUCCACCAAAACCGGAUGUUAAAAAAUACGACAGGAAUGUUUCCCUUACAGCUAGUGCCAUCAAGAUAGAUGAUCUUGGAAAUCUAAUAAGUCCUCAGUCUUCUUUUGAGAAAGAUGAAAGUGUGAAUGUAAAGAAUGAAACAGAGGGGCCACUCGUUGAGAGAGCUAAAGAGUUCUGGAGAUCAAAUUCUGUGGAUUCACAAGCUGCAGACUCAAAAGAGUUAUCUGUUAGAAGGUUCAUAUCUGUUAAGAAUCAGAAACCAAACCAAGCACCAGAGAACAAACCAAAUUCUUCUUCAUCAAUAAGUUCAACACCACCGUUACCUAUUAAUAAAUUAAAUGACAGGAACAAUGGAUCACAGCAGACCAAGCCAGUACCAGCAGCAGUUCCUCACAUGAUUAUUAUGGAGAACACAAGCAAAACGAAAAUAGACAUGCCAUUUUUGAAACCUAUCUUAAAUGAAAGGGUUACUGGACUACAACAUAACAAAGCAGUGACAGCUCAGCAUGAAAAUAUGAUUAUUAUAGAAAACACAAUUAAGGGGAAACCUGUCCUGCAACCUACUCAUAAUGACAAGGUUAAAGAAUCACAACAGACUAAACCAGCCCAGCUUUCAACAGUUUCACAAGAAAGGAUGAUCAUCACAGAACAAACUAACAAGGAGAGAAAAGAUCUGCCAUUUUUGAAACCAUCCAAUAGGACAUCUAGCCAAUAUGUUGCAUCUGCUAUAUCAAAGUAUACGGAACCUUUAAAUAGAAAAUCAACAGAAAUUGCAGAGGCCAAACAGGAGACAAAUUAUGUCAACAGGAGUUUUCCUUUGACCUCAGCUUCCAAAACCCCUAGGAAUUUUACAGUAGAGGCGCCAAAAGCAGAAAGUAAGCCUAUUAUUAAGCAAGAAACCAGCACACAUUUGAGAACUAAUCUUGGCACUAGUAAUGGCCAAGUGAUUAACAAAAAUCCCCAAAUGGAAUCAAUAUCCAAAAGCAUCAGUGAUCAUGAGCAGCUACAGAUUAACAUUAAAAAAGACUCCCCAGUAGCUGAGAAGCAGACUUUCAAUGGCUCACAAAGUCUAAGGAAAAAUACUGCUGUAACUAUAGUGGAAAAUUCUGAAAAGACUACUGGUAUAGCCCCUACUGCUCCAGUUGAGUCUUCCCAUCCUCCUAAGCCACCAUCUGCUGUCCCAUACAAUGCCUUCUUAAAGGCUGUAAGAGAAAAAUCCCAAAAAAAAGAACAGACCAGCUUAAUUGGACCAGUAAAAGCACCACCAAUACCUGGAAUACUUACACAGAAAGAAACUAAACAUGAUACUGAUUUUAUACCUUCUACAGUAAUAGACGAACUGGACAGUGCUGGCAACAAUAUUCUUUUUGGACCAAAAGCAAAUCUGCGCCCAGUGGUCCAGAAGCCCAUGCAGCAAGACAGCUCACUACACAGUGCUUUAAUGGGAGCUAUACAGUCUGGGGAAGGAAAAGAGAGACUUCGCAAAAUACAGAGCUCACCAACAGAUGGAGGAGACAGGAAGUUUGCUGAGCCAGAGAAUGAAAGAUCUGCAUUACUGUCAGCUAUUCGGGGUCAUAAUGGCAUGUCAAGGCUGAAAAAGAUAUCUUCUGCUGCAGCUGAUGAACUCCAGACCAUAAGAAAUAAAGAAUCAUCAUUUGAAGAUGAUGAUUCUGCAACAUCUAAAACAUUAUCUAUUCCUCCCCCACCACUCAUGCCUCCUCCUCCACCACCUCCUGGGCUAGUUGCCGCACCAAAACUAUCACCAGUCUUUCCAAAUAACUCAAUAGAUAGAAGAGAUGCCUUAAUGGAAGCCAUCCGGUCAGGUGCAGGUGCUUCAGGAUUGAAAAAGGUCCCUGCUUCAGUGCAGCGUAAGAGAAAGUACUAAGGAAAGCAGCUCUACCUACAUGUGAUGCCCAGACAAUGACACACUUGAGAAGUCCAGAACAGCCAGUCUGUCUUGAUUGUUUUGUCAAGUGGCCAAAUAUUUUUCACCUAAUUUUCUGUUUCAAAAUAAUGGCUCAAAAGGGAAAAUAAUGUAUUGCUAUGCUGUACUAUGUAUGUGCCAAGAAAAAUGUGUUUUGCCUUGAAAUGCAUUCAGAGAUUGCCAAUAAAAGAUUCCUUUUGGCAGGUGAAAUAGGCAGAAAAUCCCAGAAUUGAAACAAUGCAACCUUUGCCGAGAACAGCGCUGUUCAUAAGAUGUUUUUUUCUCUUUAACAAGACCUGUGACUGUCGCCAUGCAUGCCAGCAAACAAUUGAACUACAUGGGAAAACGUAAUCACACCUAAUCCAUAAAGCAGUACACUUCAUCUUCACAUUUAUUUCUUAACUAAAUUAUAUCCAUAAAAAUUAGAAGUUGAUCAACUGCCAAAUUUGGAGCAUGGGGAACAUUAUUUAAAGGAGCACUAUACCUGAAAUUAGCUUUAUAUGAAAAACUAUCUACAGUGCUAGAAGCCGAACAAAACUAUAGAUACUGGAUAAGGAGUUUUUCAUUAGGCAUGUUUUUUACACAUCAGAUUUUUUGCCUGAUGGACACUACUGUGAGCUUGUAUAGGGCAAAAAGCUCAAAUGACAAUGCAAAGCCUGUCAUUUAUGAUUAUUGUGACUUUAUUGUUCAUGACCAUGUCUAUAAUUCUUCCCAUCUGCAGUCUGUACAGAGCAUCUGUGUUAACUAGAAAACUACAAUCCAAUCUCUAUCUUUUGUAGUGUACAUAGUAUAUCAAGUAUUUUGCCAGAGAUGUUAUACUUAGAAAACCGGUAUAGCAAGCCUAUUUAAUAAUUAAUUACCUAUUUUAUGGUCAAUAUUUACAAAUAAUUUACAUUCAUUUUUACACAUUAUAUUUUGACAGUGAAUGGGUUAAUUAACACUUUCUCCCCAAAAUACCAGAAUGAAUGUAAGAAAGAUGGAUGAGGGGGGAAGGGGGACACACGUUUAGGAGACAGAUGGUCACAUCCUCACCUCAGUAAUAUCAGUGGGAAUUUCCCACUGUUAUGUGGGCCACUGUCUGAUCCUGUGGAACACUUCAAGUUCUGUGUGUGGGUUGGCGGGCCGCGGGUGGGAGGACAGGAUGGGCAGGCGUGAGGGAGCGCGGUGUGACAUCAGCAUGUCACACCACGGCCAGGAACACAGCACAGGGUGGCCGGGAGCAUAACGCAGGGCGGGCAGGAGGGAGCGCGGUGUGACGUCAGCACGUCACAUCGCGAGCCGGCCGGUGCUGGACGGGGCUGUGUCUCGGCAGCGCGACCAUCCAUUACCCCCAGGAAUUUCAUUUUUACCCAAUUUUGGGUAAUUUACCCCUGUUCCCUUACCACUGCCUUAGUGAAAUAAAUCUGGGACGUAAUGUCAGGAAUAUUAAUAGUAAUACAAAUGCUUUCAUUUAUAUUAAUAUGCAGUUCUACUUGGAAGCUAAAAAAAUCUCAUUGUACAGUACAUUUAAUGUUUGAUGACACUUAUUAAGUUGGAAUCAAUUAGUGUGUUAGGUUUAGUGGUCAUUUAAGGUUCCCCUGCAGUGUCUUUCAAAAGAGUUACUGAUGGAAAGUCUGAUGUACAUUGUCAUGUAAACAUAGAAAAAAGUCUCACUCUAAUCUGUCACUGCCAUUAGAUGAACCAAGGUGGUGGCCUAUAGAAGUGAUUGCUAGGGGGCACCCAAAACUCUGAAUCAGUGACAUAAUGUCAUUCAGUGUUUCCAAUACCUGUGCAGUACCAACCUAUAGACUGAGGGAAAACAUCUGCCAACUUAUUACCUGCUCCUCCACAAUAUUAUCAAUACAUUGAGCAACACUCAAUGUCUGAAGAGCAGAAGAUGCCGUACCAAGCUCCAGCUUACUAAGGCAUGCUACCACCAAGGUGCACAGCCUAGAGCAUAAAAUGAGCUUCUGCUGCCCAUGGUCUCAGUCCCAUGAUGAAAACUUUGUCUUACAUUUUUAACAUGCUCUUGAAACCAUUAUAUGUUUGUGAUUUUUCCUGAGAUUUGCAUUAAAUCUUGUCAUCUUAGCCCUGACGCUCGAGGUAAAUUACCUGAAUCAGGGAAGCACACAGUCCUCCAGAGGGGCUCCCAAAAUGUUGGCAAGUAUGACCUUAGAUACCCCUCAUAAACACAGCAAAACUGUUAUAUUAAAUAUACAAUCAACGAAGAUGACUUGGGGAGAUACCGUAUACAAAGUCUGUAGAUAGAGGGAAAAAGUGAUUUUUUUUUUAAAUAAUAGAAGAUACACCAUUAACUUUCUUCAUUGCAAAUAGUGCUUUCAAAUUGUGUUGCUAAAAGGGCAUUGUCUGGGUGAGACGUCUCAGUGCCUACAGUAACUUGCAAUCUAAUGUCACAGAAGUAUGACAUUUCUUCUGUUUCUGGUUUUACUAAAUGUCCCCAAAUAAAUAGGUUUUGAAUUUGGUAAAAGAGAAACAAAAAAGCAAUAUUGUAAUACACCAUAGUAUAUCAUAGUAAACGUACCUUAAUUGUAUGUGUCUGGGUGUUAAAGGUGUUGAGGAAGGGUUAAAAAAAAUAAAAUAAAAAAGAGCUAGAGACCCCCAGAUCCAAUAAAAUGUCAUUGCUAAUCAGUAGUGUGAGCCUAGUGUAUGAACUGUACAUAUAGAAUAAGAAUAUAAAUUGGCAGUAUCAGCAUGACAAAUGUCAAAAACCAGUUGUAAGAAUUUCUGACAUACUGUAGGCAACCUGUGACUCUUCCUGUGACUCUUGUGAAACUACAAGAGCCAGCAAAUCAUGGUGAGAUUUCUCCAUCAACUACAGUUAGAGAGUCACAGGUUCAAUAUACAGUAUAUUUAGCUCUGUAUAUAUAGGUGUAUCAUGAUAGUGAGAAGGUGUUUAGUACAGUAGAAAUCAUUUGCAAUAUACUGUACAUACUUCUAGUACCUUAAUCAGAGAAUUAAAUAAUUUUUCUUAUUAUAAAUAAUUAUUUACUGGAAAUUGAUACAUAUUUUUUUUUUAACAAAAUACUGCAUCCUUUGAACUUUUCUGAGUCUUUAGUGUUACAAAGUGUAUUAGCCAAGGUAUUUAGAAGUUCAACGAUGUAAUAAGAAUGAAUGCCCAUUUAAGCACAUCUGUUCAUUCCAUUUAAGCACAGUUUUUUAAAUGUAUCUUUAUAUACUCAGGUGUGAAACAUUGUGUCACUGGAGAAAUUAUAAAACACAUAGCUCACUAAUAUGACUUUUUACUUGAAGGUUAAUUGUAGUCUUUUUUCUUGGGAAUGUACAGAGUGUACUGUUUGAUUAUGCUAGCUUACUUGUAGAAUUACAUUUCAAGAGAUAAAUUUCUAAAUGGUUAUUUCAAGUGGUUUAAAUUAACAAAAAAUCUGAACAUUCCCACAUGUAUUUUGUUAUAUGUAAAACAUUGCAUUCAAACAACAUAAACAAUGUAUUUACACAUGUAUCACUUUGGACUACAGAAAUUCACUUUCAUAACAUAUGUUGUAAAUACUAUUUUGGGACCAAUAAGAUUGUUCUAUGAUAUGUAAAUAAUACAAUUCAUUAUAAUGUGGAUCUAUAUUCAACUUUUCUCAUACACUAUAAGAGGAAAUUUCCAUUGUAUUUUAGUUACAAAAUGAUAUGCUUAAUAUUUUGUAUAGGAAUGGUUUAAAACAUAAUAGUAGCCUGGACAUCUAGGGAGAGAUGUAUAAAGCCUUAGAGUCAUAAAGUGAAGAGAAAUAAAGUACCAACCAAUCAGCUCCUGUCAUUUAUAAAACACAGCCUGUAACAUGGCAGUUAGAAGCUGAUUGGAUAAUACUUUAUCUCUCCCGACUUUUUCUCUCUCAAAGGCUUGAUACAUCUCAACCAAGCUACACUAAAGAGCACUACUACCUGAGUUAUCAGCUGUAGUUAAAUUACAGUUGGGGAACUGUACUGUAAAGGGGGGUACUCACGGAGAGAUCCAUGCUUAAAAUCUAAGCAAUCUGACUAGAUUGCUUAGAUUUUAAGCACAGAUCACUCGUGUGUACCCCCCUCAGCGAUAGCAAUGCGCGGCCACGCACAUCGCUAUCGCCGGUGCUAGAUUGGCAUGCGUGCAGGCCAAUCUAGCACGUCGCUCUUUUCACUCGCUGGGUGAAAUGAGCGGCCCCCCGUCCUCCCCCGCGUUACUCAGCACACAUCGCGCUGUGCUGAGCGGCGGGAGAGAUGUGUGCUGAGCGGGCCUUAAGUUAGGUUCUUCAAUCUAGAAUUAUUAUACUCCUGACCUUAAACAGAUUUGUGUGUUAUCUGCAGACAGCUGAGGAGCAAUUUGGUGGACUUAGAUAAUAUUAAUGUGAAUGCAAACUAUCAUUGUACUAGGAACCAGUGCAAUUUUUAAGCCAUUUUUCCCUCAGUGAUGUUACUGGUUUGUAGUGAAUUAAACAGUUGCAUUUACAAAAUGGUUGCAUCCUGUAGGUUUAGGUUAUUAAAGAAAGGCCUGAAGGCCAACUUAAAAAAUGCAUGUGUACAACAUAAAAACAAGUUUUUAGUUAAUAUCAUAGUAUUUAAGCAGAUACAUAUACACUCUACAUCUGUACACAGUGAUACAUUUUUUAGGAAUAUGAAGUAUCUCAUAUCACAAGACAGGGUCGGACUGGCCCACAGGGGUACCAGUGAAACCACCGGUAGGCCCCACUGCCUGAGGGCCCACUCCUUCCUCUAGGGAUCAGGUUCCAGACUGUGCACUUGUAUUAUACAUGGUAGAUAUGUUGCAUUACACUGCACUAGACUAUUGUGUAUUUCAAGCCUCUGUGGAGGCUGGUCACACCCCUAAGUAUGGGCCCCUAUAACGCCAUCUCCCAGUGGGCCCUUCAUGCCCCAGUCCGACACUGUCACAAGAUGUGACUUGCUGAAUCCUAGCAUGUCCCUUAUUCUGAUGAGCUGCUCAAUGAAUGGUAAGGGAACAGACAACUUUUAUUGUUAGCACUGUGAAUGAUUAUUAGAUAGUGAUAACUGUUGUAGAUGAUGGUUAUUAAUAAUUAAAAAACUCAAAAGUAUUGAUGUCUAUUUUAUGAUUUUAUGUUUCCAGACACCAAGCAUAAUAAAGCAUUAUUUCCAUACUUUUGUCUGUAAAUCACCUUACAACAAAAUCAUAUUUUACAUGUUUACGGCCGAGUUUUCCGAUGUGCCAUUUCCAGAUGGAUGUAAAACCGGCCACAUAAGUAGUUUUACUUUUCAAAAUGUAUCUAAGUAUUCAAAUAGAAUAAUACCGCAAUUAGUCAGUAGUCAGAGCUAUAUACGUAAGAGUCAUCUCAAUGAAGGAGCUUUGGUAUUCUUUCUUUAUAUUAACCCAGUUCACUUAUGGGGUAUGUUGUGUUCUAAUGGGCUUUUUCACAGUCUCUGUUAUAUAUACAGCAUGGCAUAUGUACUGAAUGUAUGUAUGUAUGUAUGCUUGAGUAAUCAUGAAUCUUCAACAAACAAGACUAUUACAGAGAAUAAUGGAUAAUGGCCCCUGCAAUAGCAUGCUCAGGUUCAAUACAUUAGGUACUGUCUUCUAAUUAAGUAUAUUCUGCCCAUUUUUCAUUGGGAUCAGUGAUCCCUAUUGUGAGCCACAACGGCAGUUAUUUAGAAGAGUAAAUGUCCAUGAGAGCAAUAUUUUUACAGUGAAACACGAUGCCACAUAUAGCAUAUUGUAAUGUGUAUGCCACACAAUUUUUUCUUAUUUAUGGAAAAUAUUAGGGGUAAGGACAGGAAGUAGCUUUCUUAGUAACGGAUGACCCUGACACACACUGCAGUUAUAUACAGUAUAUAUAUAUUUAUUGUUUCCUAGUGCAAUUGCAACUGAGCUUUGCUCCUUUUUGGGCUGCUGCAUUAAUGAGUGUGCGGCAUACUCCCAAACGGUAAUUGUAAUAUUUUGUUUAAAUAAAAAAGUUGUGUGCUACAUUAUGUAUAAAAUGUAAAUGUUACAUAUUGUCAAGAACCUCCAUGUACAGCCAUUGGACCUACUGUUCAGAAUGCCUGGGACUUAAAUAUUACCCCUACAGUACAUAGUAACGCACUGCCUGUGACACUGCCUGUGACAUACUGUACCAUUGCUCGUGAUAUUGCAUAACAGAACUGGAACAAUCAUCUACCAAACUUUGCUUUCUCAUUUUUGACCUUAUUACAUAACAGUUUUCUGAAUAAGAUAAUCCCAUACCUGUAUAUUUGGCAGCCAGUGUAUUAAACUGUCUCAUCCUUAAUGUUUGUUCAUUUAUUCCUAACGUAGACUUUAUCUUGUUGUACUAGUCAACAUGUUAACAGUAUUCUUUGCUGUUGUUAAUUUUAUUAAUCAACUCACAGAGAUGUACAUAUUUAAAUGCAUUAAAUUAAAAGUAUAACUUAAGAUUUAAUAAGAGUUAUUUUUGUUAAACUAAAAUAGUAAAAAAUGAGGUCUGGAAAUGUAUCUAUAUAUUAUAUAUAUUUGUCUGCAGUCAUGUCUUACAGAUUAUUUUUAGAUUUAAUAUCCAAACUGAAAGGUAUAAAGUUGUGGAGCAAAGCAAUAUAUUAGCCAAAUAUUGGAAUUGAAUGAAAUAAUUUCUUGUGUAUUGU
Molecule: messenger RNA, 11098 nt
Organism: Pseudophryne corroboree (corroboree frog)
Lineage: Eukaryota; Metazoa; Chordata; Amphibia; Anura; Myobatrachidae
Gene: COBL
Product: cordon-bleu WH2 repeat protein
Exons: 16
Coding region: 26-4498 (1490 amino acids)
Biological process (GO): signal transduction; actin filament polymerization; actin filament network formation
Cellular component (GO): terminal web; ruffle; dendritic growth cone
Molecular function (GO): actin monomer binding
Source: RefSeq, a predicted model, not a curated record